Molecule: messenger RNA, 680 nt
Organism: Danio aesculapii
Lineage: Eukaryota; Metazoa; Chordata; Actinopteri; Cypriniformes; Danionidae
Gene: prl
Product: prolactin
Exons: 5
Coding region: 1-633 (210 amino acids)
Biological process (GO): positive regulation of cell population proliferation; positive regulation of receptor signaling pathway via JAK-STAT; response to nutrient levels
Cellular component (GO): extracellular region
Molecular function (GO): hormone activity
Source: RefSeq, a predicted model, not a curated record
AUGGCUCAAGGGUCUAGACUAUGCUUUGCAGUGGCUAUUUUGAUGUGUGUGUUUGUCUCCAUCAAUGGGGUGGGUCUGAAUGAUUUGCUGGAUAGAGCUUCUCAACUUUCAGACAAGCUUCACUAUCUCAGCACCUCCCUCACAAAUGACCUGGAUUCUCACUUCCCUCCUAUUGGAAGGGGAAUGAUGCCGCGCCCAUCCAUGUGCCACACGUCAUCUCUUCAAAUCCCUAAUGACAAAGACCAAGCCAUGAAAGUGCCGGAGGAUGAGCUGUUGUCUUUGGCUCGGUCUCUGCUGUUGGCGUGGUCUGAUCCGCUCGCCCUGCUCUCCUCUGAGGCGUCCAGUCUGGCACAUCCAGAACGCAACACCAUUAACAGCAAGACCAAAGAGCUGCAGGACAACAUCAACAGUCUGGGAGCAGGCCUGGAGCACGUCGUACACAAGAUGGGCUCAUCCUCUGACAACCUGUCCACUCUCCCGUUUUACGGCAAUAACCUUGGUCAAGAUAAAACGGCUCGACUUAUCAAUUUCCACUUCCUGCUGUCCUGCUUCCGCAGAGACUCCCACAAAAUUGACAGUUUCCUCAAAGUCCUCCGCUGUCGGGCAGCCAAGAAGAGGCCUGAGAUGUGCUAGAGUGAAAACACUGCUCUCUGCUGCUCUCUGUGUGAAUGUUAAUUUAA